This is a messenger RNA of Acanthocheilonema viteae, 627 nucleotides long. The record is from the annotation of a GenBank genome assembly. Lineage: Eukaryota; Metazoa; Nematoda; Chromadorea; Rhabditida; Onchocercidae.
CUUCCACCACAACAGCCACCAUAUUGGUACAAUAGAGCUAAUCAAACUCAUACUUUAUGGCAAAAUGAAGCUGAUCGACAGAAUCGUGAAGCUAGCGGAUAUGGUAAUACUAUUCAAACUAGCUACGAUUAUGCAGAUUAUCGUGGUGAUCAACGUAAGUACGAUAAAUCAAUCGGUGAUUAUGAUGGUUUCGUAUCACAAAUGCAAUAUACAACAGAUAUGGGUCGUAGUGAUAAUGGUCCGGAAAGUGUACAACGACAACAACAAUAUAUGACAGAGCAUGGGAUACCAACUACACAGAGCAAUUAUUUAAAUUAUCCUCCUGCUAUACCUGUUGGACCACCACAUCCGGUAUCAUCCGGUACUCAACAACAUUCAUCCACCUGGCAAUCACAAAGUUCACGUUAUGAACAAAAAAUGCAUGAGCGUUCCACGGAAAGAAUGAUAAGUAAUCAACCAAUUAGUGCAACUGCAUUACCGGUAAUGAAUCAAGCUGAAAAAUAUGCGAUCGAAAAAACGAAUUAUCAACGAAAAACACAUCACGAAACUGCUGCACCUUAUAAUACCUCGAUUGUAUCUGUUACGCAAGGUAGCGGUAAUUUCAAUCGACGUGCUGAAAUGUCUGAG